Molecule: messenger RNA, 881 nt
Organism: Limulus polyphemus (Atlantic horseshoe crab)
Lineage: Eukaryota; Metazoa; Arthropoda; Merostomata; Xiphosura; Limulidae
Product: C-Myc-binding protein-like
Exons: 4
Coding region: 242-595 (117 amino acids)
Biological process (GO): regulation of DNA-templated transcription
Cellular component (GO): nucleus
Molecular function (GO): transcription coactivator activity
Source: RefSeq, a predicted model, not a curated record
AAAGUUGCGCAUGUGAGCUCGCAUGUGGGUAAGUAAUAAUACUCAGAUGCAAACCAUCAGGGUCCACUUACUAUGGGUGCAAAAUUUCAGGUUUCUAGGUUCUUUCUUCUUGGAGCUAUGGCAGUCACACACAUAGACAUGAUCUUUUAUUAUUAUAAAUGUAGAACUACAGCAUGAAUAGGAUUAUCAGCAGUUGUCAAUACAGAAUUAAUCAUGCAUCCCAGACUCUCAGAUCAUUAAAAUGUUGUAUAUGCAUUCUGUUUUUUUUCUUCUAAAUUCUAUUUCAUUGCAGGCUUUUACUCAGCCACAAGAUUCUAAACGUGAAGAAUUCAAAAAAUAUUUGGAAAAAGGAGGAGUUCUGGAUGCAAUUACCAAAGUUUUGGUUAGCUUGUAUGAAGAACCAGAGAAACCAGAAGAUGCCUUAAAGUAUUUUAAAGAAAAGCUAAGUGUUGCUUCACCUGAUGUACUAGAAAAGGAGUCAAUAGAAAGAGAAUUAGCCACAACAAAUCAGCAACUUGAAGAUGCCCGGAGGGAAAUAGAAGAACUUAAACUGAAGCUGGCUGAAACAAAGAAAGAAGAUACAAGUGAAAAUUAGCCAUGCAGUUUUGUAUAGAAACGACAAAAAAAAAAGACGGACAUUGAGAAAAACAAGGAAUUUGAAGAUGUUUUUCCUUUCGAUUACUAUGUUAAGUUAUUGUUACUGGUAUGCUAUGUUUUUUGUUUCUUUAAACAUGGAAAAACGUAUUCCAUAACUAGUUUUACUCAAUGAUAGGGAUGAGUAAACCUAUCAAACAAAACAUCUUGUACUUGUUUAGUCAAAAGUGUAGAGUUUAUUUUUUUUUCAGUUGCAAAUAAAUCAUUGUACUUCACUGUUUAACAUA